Trypanosoma conorhini is the source of this 1353-nucleotide messenger RNA. RefSeq names its product putative spliceosome-associated protein. The record is from RefSeq and is a predicted model, not a curated record. Gene Ontology annotation, biological process: mRNA splicing, via spliceosome. NCBI's taxonomy places the organism in Eukaryota, Euglenozoa, Kinetoplastea, Trypanosomatida, Trypanosomatidae. Gene Ontology annotation, cellular component: catalytic step 2 spliceosome; precatalytic spliceosome; nucleus. The transcript has a single exon. The coding region runs from base 1 to 1353 and encodes 450 amino acids.
AUGACGCUGGCGAAGAAAAAGAAGGAGGCGGCGCGGCAGCGGCGAGAGCAGCUAAAGCAGCGGGAGAAGGCGGUGCAGACGCGCCUGCGCGCGGCGGCGGCGGCGGAGCCGGUGGAGUACGUCCUCCCCGCGGACGAGGCCGAGACGGAUGCCGCGCCGCUCUCGUCCACCGCCGAGGGUGCGCCCGGCGGCCCCGACGCGCAGGACGACGAUCGUGUGCGACUGCCGUCCGUGACGGUCAACGAGGCGCCGCGGGCGGCGGCGCGGGGGUCCCGGCGGCGGCAGAAGAUUCCGUGGGAGACGCUGAAGCUCCUCGUCGCCGCGCGGCAGGGGCCAGAGGCGAGCGCGCUCGUCACGGAGCACGACGGCAACGCCGAGGACCCGUACUUCACGGUGCUGCUCAAGGCGGUGCGCCGCAGCGUGCCCGUGCCGCGGCACUGGAGCCAGCUGCGCGCCUUCCUGGCGAACCAGGCGGACCGCGAGCGUGCGACGGACAUCGUCCCGCCCGAAAUCGCCGCCCUCGGCGUGGAGCGCAUUCGUGCGACGCGGGACAAGAAGGCAAACCCCGAUCAAGUGGCCUUCGUGACCUGCUUUAUUUCCGGGACGCCUCUGCGGCGGAAGCAAUUUCAUGUGAACCUCAGCCGCUUUGGGGACAUCUUCUACGAGGGGAAGUGGCUGCCGAAGACGCACCAUGAGCCGGGGCAUCUCUCGCAACGCCUUCGGGCGGCAUUAGGCAUGGGGCCACACUCGCCUCCGCCGUGGCUGUACGGCAUGCAGGCGAUGCGUCGUCUGCCGCCGGCGUACCCCACACUGAAGGUGCCCGGCCUCAACGCGCCCAUCCCGCCCGGUGCUCAGUGGGGCAACGGCGAGGGACAGUGGGGGCAGCCGCCGCGGAACGAGAACAACACCUUCCUCUUCCCCGGCGUCAUGGAGGAGGUGGCCGCGGAGGAGGCGCCGUCGGUGUACUGGGGCACGGUUCCGCCGUUGCUCACCAGCGCGGCGGCGCUGCCGCAGGGCGCUGUGGUGCCUCCUCCGCCGGCAACACUGUCGCCGCCGCCGCCAACUGCAACAACAGCCGCCACCACCGCUGCUGCGACAAAGCCGGCCAUUACCCCCGUGCCGUUCCACUCACAGGCCUACACCCCUGCCGCCGCGGCGCGGUAUGUGGCGUCAACGCCGCAGGAGUACGUCCGCGUGCAGGACAACACGGCGGGGGCAACGGUGGCUCUGGGGUCAAUUUUGGUGCCCAAAGCGGCAGCCGCGCCGGCGCCUGCGCCGCCGCUGCCUGCGGCCCCGUCGCAAGAGCAGCCCGAGAAGCGCCCGCAGCCCCCGCGCCCCACCACAAAGUUCUAA